GUGUCCCAGGAGCGGGGCUGGAGACGGGGUAAUGGAGCAGGCAGAGCCCAGCGGGGAGCUGCGCGCCCCUUGUGCGGGGCAUCGGACCCUGCCAGCCCCCUAGCCCGGCUCUCGCCACCCCCCCGCCCCCGGCGGGGCAGGGCAGGUGGGGCAGGGGGCUCCGGAUCGGAGCCGGCUUCGGGGCAGAUCGCAGCGCGGGGACCAGAACCGGAUCGUGGGACCCAGGACGGGAUCCGAGCCCCCGGGGGCUGAACCGGAGCGGACCCAGCACAGGAUCCACUGGGUCUCGGCACACGAGGAGUGGGAUCCCGGGAGGGGACCCACUGGGAUCCACUCAUGAAAGGAUCCACCUGGGACCGCAGCCCACGUUCCCCUCAGAACCCCCCCGGGGCUUGAUCCGUCCAGUCACGAGAUCCACUGGGACCGCAGCCUGGCCAGGACUCGGGAUCCACUGGGAUCCUGGAUCUCCCAGGACAACGGGACCCUGGGAUCUACCCUGGGAAUCUGCUUCCUCCCCCUCCCUGCACUGACCUGGGAGAGGCUCCCCAGGGGUCACCGGAUCAGUUGGGAUCCCAGGAGCACUGGAUCCACCUUGCCCCCGCCCUGGCGGCCCCUUGGGAUAAGGGGGCAGAUCCCUGCACUGGCUCCCCCUUCUGGCGGGGCCGCCUGGAGUCGAGAUGUUCUGGAUUCGUGGAUUCCUUCUUCUGUUCCUGCGGAGCUCGGCUGGGCUCCAGGGAGAAGCGCCCUCCGAGUGCUUCACGGUGAAUGGCGCCGAUUACCGGGGGGCCCAGAACCACACGUCCCCCGACGGCCGGGGCCAGCCCUGCCUCUACUGGAACCAGACCCAGAAACACGCCUACAACACGGCCAAGUACCCGAACGGGGAGUGGGGCCUGGGCAGUCACAACGCCUGCCGGAACCCGGAUGGGGACGUCCAGCCCUGGUGCUACGUCCUUGAGACCGAGGAGGGGAUCUACUGGAAAUACUGCGACAUCCCCAGCUGCCACAUGCCCGGGUACAUCGGCUGCUUCCUGGACUCCGGCAACCCCCCGGCACUGAGCGGCAGCAGCGGCACCUCCAGCAAACUGACCAUCCAAGUCUGCAUCCGAUACUGCCGGAAGCGGGGGUACAAGUUCGCCGGCGUGGAGGCCGGAUGCGCCUGCUUCUGCGGCAGCGAGGGGGACCUGCGGUGGGCCCAGCCCGUGGGGGCCGUGGAGUGCGACCAGGUCUGCUUCGGCAAGGCCAGCGAGCUGUGCGGGGGGGACGGCCGCAUCGGGGUCUACGACGUGUCUGUGGGGGCCUGCCAGGGGAACUUCAGUGCCCCCUCCGGGGUCAUCUACUCCCCGGAUUUCCCGGACGACUACGGCCCCGACAGCAAUUGUUCCUGGGUCCUGCGCCCCCCGGGCUCCAGCGCCGUGGAACUCCGCUUCCAGAUCUUCGAGAUCCGGGACCCCAACGACCGGCUGGAGCUGCGGGAUGGGCGCAGCCGCCGCCUCCUGGCGCAGUUUGACGGGCAUCACCGCCCCGGCCCCGCCCUCCUCCUCCCCACCGACGUCCUUGUCCUCAGCUUCUGCUCCGACCAGCUCCUGCAUGCCCAGGGGUUCGCCGUGGCCUACCGGGGGGUGAAGGGCCCCAUGUUGGAGAUCUCGGAGGGGGACUCCCAGACGUUGCCCAGUGACCUGCUGCAUCCAACCUUCACGGACCAAUUCAACGCCAGCUGGACCCACAGCGCCGACGAUGUAGCCAUCGGGGCAGGAGGCUGGAUGAUGUACACAGCUUCAGGGGCCUUCCUCCUCAUGCUCCUCAUCAUCUCAUACCACCUGCGGAAGAGGACCUGCCUGUUUGUGCAGAAGAAGAGCGGGGGGCUGCCCGGCUCCUUCUCCUCCGCCGUGGGCCCCCGGUGCCGAUGCCAGUGCCUGGGGGGGGAGGCCUGGGCUGUGGCCUAUCGGCACACAGGGGUGCUCAUCUGCACCGGCCACAGCUCCCGGCACCCCCCUCCGCUCCCCGGCUCCGACGACGAGGCUGCGUCCGACUGCACCUGCCUGUGUCACAGCUACGAAAACCUGGCGCCCACCAGCCAGUCCUCCCUCAAGUCGCUCCUGUCCCCCAGCUGAGCUGGGGGGGCGGGCGGACCCCCGCAGGACUCCCCUCCAGAGCCAGGGGGCAACCCCAGAACGACUGCUUCGGAGGAGAGCUGGGGGGACCCCGGAAACGUGCAUUCAUGCCCCCCGUGUCUGCUGCCCCCUGCAGACCCCAGAACUGGGGGUUCAUGCCCCUCCCGCUGUCUCUGAGCCCCACAGAGAGACCCCAGAAAUGGGGCUCACAUUCCCCAGCGUCUCAUGCUGCCCUGGAGCUCCACUGCCCUACAAAUGGACCCCGCCCCCCAAAAUGGGGCAUCUGAAACAACCGCUGCAGCUUCGCCAAACCACCGGAGACGGCACCUGAGUUGGGAUGGGUGGCCCUGUCUAAUGCUCUGCCCCGGGCCCCCCCGAUGUGCCCCCAAAUGGGGUUUGUGCCCCCCCAGGGCCCAACGCUACGGCCACCCCUUGACGAUGAUGGUGGUUUGACGCACUGGAAGAAGCGGCUCCGACCCAGCACUAGGGCAGGGGACUGGCUGGCUCAGGGGGGCGUGGGAUGGGACACGGGGCCUUGCCCUCCAGCAGCUGGAGAAGUGCAGCUCUGUGCCAUGGGGCACAGAUGGACACAUGUGGGGAGUAGGGAUCUGUGGAUGUGGCGUAGCUCCCCUGCAGGAGGUGCUGUGUCCCAUGUGGGGUGCACGAAUACCCCCCGGGGGACCCGCAGCGACAUGCCCUGAACCAGGAAGAAAGAUGAUAUGAGA
Messenger RNA from Mauremys reevesii (Reeves's turtle), 2839 nucleotides. It is a transcript of the gene KREMEN2, whose product is annotated as kringle containing transmembrane protein 2. The coding region runs from base 678 to 2114 and encodes 478 amino acids. Lineage: Eukaryota; Metazoa; Chordata; Testudines; Geoemydidae. The record is from RefSeq and is a predicted model, not a curated record. Gene Ontology annotation, cellular component: plasma membrane. The transcript is spliced from 8 exons. Gene Ontology annotation, biological process: multicellular organism development.